UUGACUUUCGUUUAGUGUCUGGGGCACAGCUUUUUCCGCCAGUUCGCAGUUUGUUUCGCUCAAUCUAACGCACCGGGAUCGUCCUUAAGCGCGCAGAUCAUAAAGACAGAAUAUACGCACUCUCGGAGCGGAAUCGGCUACGACAAUCGUCUCUGUUUGAUCUGGAAACAAACGCGGGGUUCAUUAUCCAAACAGCUCGGGCGUACAUAUACGCUAUAAGCAACUUGUUAUAUUUAUCGCAACAAUAAACAAAGCUCCCAGGGAUCUCCCCACCACUCUCGGAGGCGGAACUUGAAAUGGCAGCUCCAGGCGCCGCCAGCAUGGCAGUCGUCUCUAGCCUACUUCUCCUGGCAGCCCUCUCGUCCAGUCUCUGCUCGGCCGGAACGCUCAACACCCGUCCUGCUUUUCCCGUGCAAAUAGGACAGAUACAGCCCAGCGCUCAAAGCAGCAAGCAGCCCGGCAGACGCGUCAUGAACCCGGCAUUUGCCAACGCCGGCCGCACUCCCGGCCUGGAGAUCUGGCGCAUCGAGAACUUUGAGCCGGUUGCCUAUCCGAAAAGUAACUAUGGAAAAUUCUACACUGGAGAUUCGUUUAUAGUUCUUAACACAAUUGAAAACAAGAAAGAUAAAAAACUGUCAUGGGAUGUACACUUUUGGCUGGGAUCAGAAACCUCUACCGACGAGGCAGGAGCUGCAGCUAUUCUCACGGUCCAGUUGGACGACUUGUUGAACGGCGGUCCAGUCCAGCACCGCGAGGUGCAGGACCACGAGUCACAGCUGUUUCUCGGGUACUUUAAGAACGGCAUUCGCUACGAGCAGGGUGGCGUCGGAACUGGCUUUAAACAUGUGCAGACCAAUAGCCAGGGAGAAAAGCGACUGUUUCAGGUCAAGGGCAAGCGCAACGUGCGCGUCCGACAGGUCAACCUAUCCGUGUCUUCGAUGAACAAGGGCGAUUGCUUUAUUUUGGAUGCCGGCAGCGAUAUAUAUGUCUACGUGGGUUCCCAAGCCAAGCGCGUGGAGAAGCUGAAGGCUACCAGCGCCGCGAACCAGAUCCGGGACCAGGAUCACAACGGACGAGCCCGUGUCCAGAUCAUCGACGACUUCAGCACUGAUUCUGACAAGCAACAGUUCUUUGACGUGCUCGGAUCGGGCUCUGCUGACCAGGUGCCAGAGGAGUCAACCGCAGACGAGGACGGUGCGUUCGAGAGGACAGACGCCGCAGCGGUUUCCCUCUACAAGAUUAGCGACGCCAGUGGCAAGCUAAAAGUGGACACAAUUGCUCAAAAACCACUCACUCAGGCUAUGCUGGACACGCAUGAAUGCUUUAUCCUGGACACUGGCUCUGGAAUUUUCGUGUGGGUCGGAAAGGGUGCUACGCAGGCGGAGAGGACGAACGCCAUGUCUAAGGCGCAGGAUUUUCUAAGCAGCAAGAAGUAUCCGGCCUGGACCCAAAUCCACCGAAUUGUAGAAGGCGCCGAAUCCGCAUCAUUUAAACAGUAUUUUGCCACUUGGCGUGAUGUUGGAAUGGCGCAUACUCGCCUGAUUCGGUCAGCCUUGGAUAUCGGUUCUGAUGAAUCGCUUGAUUUGGACGAAAUCGACGCUGUAACGACUCAACUAAAAAAGAGCGGCGGUCGGGCCUUCGGCUUUAUGCCUGACCACGGUCAAAACAGCAUUGAAACCAUUACCCAGUACGUUGUUAAAUCUGGUUCCGACGAGGUCGAGGCUAACACCAUCUCCUUCGACGAAAACCUUUCGCUUCUGGGAUUCGGUUCAUACGUUCUCACUUACAACUACGAGGCUAACAACGGAGACAAAGGUUACAUCUCUUAUGUGUGGCAGGGAGUUAAAUCACCAGCUUCAGCUAGAAUCCGCGCCUUCAAGGACGGUCUGGCUCAGGCUGCGUCCAACGAAGGUCUUCUUGUGCUGGCAAAUCAGAACCACGAGCCGCGCCACUUCUACAAGAUUUUUAAGGGAAAGUUGCUGACAUCUUACACUUCUCUUCCGGUAACAGCGCAACUGUUCCGCAUACGCGGCAUUGUAGAAACCGAUAUCCACGCCAGCGAGGUGCCUGCCGACAGUUCAUCCUUGGCAUCGGGUGACGCAUUCGCUCUUCUUUCCGGAAAGAGCCACAAGAUCUACGUAUGGAACGGUUUGGGCGCAUCUGCAUUCGAGAAGAAAGCAGCCCUAGAUCGUUUCUCGAACUAUUGGGACGACGUAGAGAUUGAACAGGUGGAGGAGGGUGCAGAGCCAGAGGAGUUCUGGGAUGAGUUAAACGGCGAGGGCCAGUACAAUCGCAGCUUGGGAGAUCUUGGAGCACCGCUUCUGGAGCCGCGCCUUUUUCACUGCCGUGUGAGCUCUGGUGGAUUUGUUAGGGUUGAGGAAGUGGCAAGAUACGAGCAGGACGAUUUGGACUCUGAUGACGUCAUGCUGCUAGACGCUGGCGACGAGAUAUACCUGUGGGUUGGUUCUGGCGCUUCUGAGGAUGAAAAUGAGAGGAUUCUUGACAUGGCUAAGCAUUAUAUUCGAUUGGAGCCCACUGCUCGUUCCAUCGACACGGUGAGCAUCAUCCGCGUACCUCAAGGCAAGGAACCGAAUGUUUUUAAGCGCAUGUUCCCGACCUGGGACGACGAUUACUGGAAGAACUUGCUUACCUACGAAGACAUAAAGAGGGGGGUUACUGAUGCCAACAAUGGAGUCUAACGCCACAGGUUAAAGUCGCACCGAAAUUAACCAAAAAUUUGUUAGUUUUUUCUUUUAAAACCUAUAUCUUUUGUAACUUUAUAAUAAAUCUAAAAACUAUUAAAUGUA
Molecule: messenger RNA, 2807 nt
Organism: Drosophila biarmipes
Lineage: Eukaryota; Metazoa; Arthropoda; Insecta; Diptera; Drosophilidae
Product: gelsolin
Exons: 8
Coding region: 297-2699 (800 amino acids)
Biological process (GO): barbed-end actin filament capping; actin polymerization or depolymerization; actin filament severing
Cellular component (GO): actin cytoskeleton; cytoplasm
Molecular function (GO): actin filament binding; phosphatidylinositol-4,5-bisphosphate binding
Source: RefSeq, a predicted model, not a curated record